Messenger RNA from Peromyscus leucopus (white-footed mouse), 3509 nucleotides. RefSeq names its product leucine rich repeat containing 29 (gene Lrrc29). Gene Ontology annotation, cellular component: SCF ubiquitin ligase complex. The record is from RefSeq and is a predicted model, not a curated record. The transcript is spliced from 6 exons. Bases 1177 to 3114 code for a protein of 645 amino acids. Lineage: Eukaryota; Metazoa; Chordata; Mammalia; Rodentia; Cricetidae. Gene Ontology annotation, biological process: SCF-dependent proteasomal ubiquitin-dependent protein catabolic process. Gene Ontology annotation, molecular function: protein binding.
CACUGCCACCCGGCUAGAUUAUUUUUAAUGUCUUCAUUUUUCAUACGUAUAGAAACUGAAGCUCAGAGAAGUCACAUACUUUGGAGAUACUCACCUGGAAAGUAGUAGAGCUAGGAUUUGAUGAGUCUGAGUUAGCCUUGCCUGAAACUUCAGAUUUGUGAGUAAAGAGUGGAAGACCACGAGUCCAAGUAUCACUAGGAACCUCAGAUUGGGAGUACAGUUGGCAGUAAAAGGUAAAGUUAGACUGAGGGCAAAAAUAGCAAUUUGGGUUGAGAUUAGGUUGAGAACUAUUUGAGUGUAGAACCCUGUAGACAAUUGGCAGUAUGAGACUAAUGCUUGGUUAACAUGACAACAUAAAGCUAUUACAUUGUUGACUGUUCUUGUGCAAGUAAACAGAAAAUCAAAAGAUUGAACCUUGGGAGUCAUGGGGAAUGCAGAAAUGGGACACUUAGCAUGGUAAAGGCCUAGAAAACCUUGCCAUAGGACUUGAGGCGGGAGGACUCUAAAAGAAAAGGACAGUUAAUAGGAGAUUGUUCCUACCUCCCAAGUGGCCCCUUUCUUAGUCCUAGAUAGAGCCACCAACCUCACCACCUAUAGACUCAUAGAGCACAGUGAGAGGGAAGAGCAGUGUCUCCCAAACUUGCUGUGUUGUCCUACCUUAACAGCUAGCUGAGAAAACAAACUGAUAAUAGAGAAGAUGGGAAAAGAAUAGGGGGUCCCAAAGCCAGGCAUCAUGGCUCACACUCACAAUUCUAUCACAUGGGAUAUAAUUCUACUAAGGCAGGAGAAUGGCUGUGUGUAAGUCUGGGUACAGAGUGAGUUCCAGGACAGCCUGGGGUACAUAGUGAAACCCUAUCUAAAUGAGAGAAAAAAAAAAGAGUAGCAUUUGACUUAUGUUCUAGAUCUAUGGAAAAUGCUAUGAUUUGUAACUUCUCACAAGAACCUAUUUAAAUCUCAGUUGCCAUUUCACAGACAAAAGCAAGGCUCAAGGAAGUCAGCUAGCCAAGUGGAAACUUAGACUAGGUUUCUCUGGCCCCAGUGCCAGACCGUUUCUACCAAACUGGGCAUGAAUUUGGCUUCUUCUUACUUGGUACAAACCUGAACUCAGAAGUGGCUCAUGUUAGGUCCAUUCUGAGGAGAUAUGCCUGGAGGCUGGAGAAGGGAAGCAAAUAGUUCAUGAAGCUUUGGGUCCAAGAUGGACUAGAAGCCAAUGCUCCGAUGCCCUCAGACCCAGUUCUAACAGCCCUCAAAUACCUUAUCUUUUUCCCUCAGAUGCUCACAUAUAUCCUGAGCUUCCUACCUCUGUCAGAUCAGAAAGAGGCAUCCCUUGUGAGUCGGGCUUGGUACUGUGCAGCCCAGAAUGCCCUUCGAGAGACAAAUGUGCGGUACAACAUUCCUGUGUCCUCUGCCUCACUCUCGGCCAUCAAGAACUUGGGCCUCAGGGGCAUUUCACACAUCAGCUUGACCAAUCUGGAUGGCUCACCAGCUUCGCACCAGGUACUGCAGUCUGUUGCUUACCACUUAGGCCCACACCUGGAGAGCCUUUGCCUGGGUGGGGGCAGCCCCACAGAGGCAUCCUUCUUGGCCCUGAUCCUGGGAUGCCCAGUCCUGCGCACCCUUGAUCUCAGCGGCUGCAACAGUCUUUUCACAUCAGGCACUCUGCUGGCUCAGCCUGAGACAGCGCAGUGUGUCCGAAAGGCAUUGAGUGGCCUUCGUGAUCUUAACCUGGCUUGCCUGCGUGACCUGACUGACCUCAGCUUCAACCAUCUCAGUGGUUGUUUCCCCAGCCUGGAGCGCCUCUCCUUGGCCUACUGCCAUCUUACCUUUGAGUUAGGCCCAACCUGGGGCUCCAUUACCCCGCAGGUUUCCUCUCCCUCCCAGCUUUCCUUCCACAACCUGCUUCAGUUCGUCAAAGAGCGAGCUGGUAGGCUGCGUGCCCUAGACCUUAGUGGUACUGGCUUGCCACCUGAGGCCCUACAAGCCCUGGGCCAAGUGACUGGAUUGCAGCUGGAGGAGCUGAGCUUACACAGCUGUAGAGACCUCUCCUCAGAGGCUGUGGCCACCCUGUGCCACCAGCAGCCUGGUAUUACUUCCCUGGACCUCAGUGGCUGCUCAGAGCUGACUGACAGGGCACUCUUGGCUGUGAGCCGAGGCCUCCAACACCUGCGGCACUUGAGUCUGAGGAAGCUGCAGCGGCUGACCGAUGCAGGUUGUGCAGCCCUGGGGGCCCUGCAUGAACUGCAGAGCCUGGACAUGGCUGAGUGCUGUCUUGUGAGCGGUCGGGAACUGGCCAAGGUCCUAGGCUCAGUUCACAGAGCUCCACUUGCACUGACUUCUCUCAGGCUGGCUUACUGCUCUUCACUGAAGGAUGCCUCAGUGCUCUCCAUGAUCCCAGCACUGGGCCCAAGCCUCAAAGUGCUGGACUUGUCCUCCUGUGUGGCCCUCACUAACCAGACCGUGCAGGCCAUCUGUACCUACCUUGUUCACCUGUCAGUCCUGCACCUGGCCUGGUGCAAGGAGCUCCAGGACUGGGGGCUUUUGGGGCUGAAGGAGCCAAGUGAGGAGCCUAUGCUAAGUCCCCAGCUACCCCAAGAGGCGGAAAAUCAGGCCCCAGACCCUCAGGAGCCUAAUUCUGAGUCACAGGGCCCCUCCCUGCUCAUGCUUCAGGCCCUGCAGGAGUUGGACCUCACGGCCUGCAGCAAACUGACUGAUGCCAGUUUGGCCAAGGUGCUCCAGUUCCCUCAGCUGAGGCAGUUAUCAUUGAGCCUACUGCCAGCACUCACAGACAUAGGCUUGGUAGCUGUGGCUAGGGGCUGUCCCAGCCUGGAGCGCUUGGCAUUGAGUCACUGCAGCCACCUCAGUGAUGAGGGAUGGGCCCAGGCAGCCAGGUUCUGGCCAAGGCUGCAGCACCUCAACCUGUCCUGUUGCAGUCAGCUCACAGAGCAAACUCUGGAUACCAUUGGGCAGGCAUGCAAGCAGCUUCGAGUGUUGGAUGUGGCCAUGUGUCCUGGUAUCAACAUGGCAGCCGUCAGGCACUUUCAAGCACAGCUGCCUCAGGUGACCUGCAUCCAGUCCCGCUUUGUGGGAGGGGCUGACCUGACCCUGACGCUUUGAGCCAGGUCAGUAACUAUCCCUGAAGCUCAUCUCCCUUCACCAGUAUAGCCCUCGCCCAGGCCUCUGGACCUGAGUUUGCCCUAGUGCCUUCCCCUGCCCUAGAACCUUUUCUAAGACUCAGGAUGGGACCAUCCCAGGAUACUUGCAGCCCCAGUGUACCCUACAGAUGGCAGCGACCUCUUUCCAGCUACAUGUUGGCUGCCAUGGGCCCUGCUCACAGAGGAGCUGGGCCCGAUGCUGGGGAGGGCCAGACUCUGUGCCUCCUGCCAGCCUGCUACUCAGACCUAAAGCCUUUGUUCUGCCUGCUCCCAGGGGGUCUCCACCCCUCCUGAGCUUUAGCAGUCAAUUCAUCAACUUCACUGUAAACCAAACAAGAUUAAAAAUUCCAGAUUUUA